GGAAGUUUGGGUCCAGGCUGGAUAAAACGAUGUGCGCUCUUAACACGCAUCCUUUUCAGUUGAGCACUGAAGCUUCGUCCGGAUCAUGUCAAGCGGUUCUGCGGAUUAUAACAGCUCAAGAGAUCCAGACCAUGGGGGCCCUGAAGGAAUGGAACCUGAUGGUGUCAUCGAGAGCAAUUGGACUGAGAAUGUCGACAAUUUCGAUGACAUGAACCUGAAGGAGCAACUCCUGAGGGGUAUAUAUGCGUAUGGUUUUGAGAAACCUUCGGCAAUUCAGCAGAGAGCAAUCAUUCCAUGCAUUAAAGGCUAUGAUGUCAUUGCUCAGGCUCAGUCAGGAACUGGCAAGACGGCCACAUUUGCCAUUUCAAUCCUGCAGCAGCUGGAGAUAGACCAGCGUGAGACGCAGGCUCUGGUUUUGGCUCCCACCAGGGAGCUGGCCCAACAGAUUCAAAAGGUAAUCCUGGCUCUUGGAGACUAUAUGGGUGCUGCCUGUCAUGCUUGCAUCGGAGGUACAAAUGUUCGAAAUGAGAUGCAGAAACUCCAGGCAGAGGCGCCACAUAUAGUGGUCGGCACCCCAGGGCGGGUGUUCGACAUGCUGAACAGGCGAUAUCUAUCCCCUAAGUGGAUCAAGAUGUUUGUCCUGGAUGAGGCAGAUGAAAUGCUGAGUCGAGGUUUCAAGGAUCAAAUAUAUGAAAUUUUCCAGAAAUUGAGCACAAACAUUCAGGUUGUGCUUCUCUCGGCCACAAUGCCAGCUGAUGUGUUGGAGGUGACCAAAAAAUUCAUGCGCGAGCCAAUUCGUAUCCUUGUGAAAAAGGAAGAACUCACUUUGGAGGGUAUCAAGCAGUUCUACAUCAAUGUAGAACGGGAGGAAUGGAAAUUGGACACACUUUGUGACUUGUAUGAGACACUGACAAUAACCCAAGCUGUCAUUUUCUUGAACACCAGAAGAAAAGUCGACUGGCUGACUGAGAAGAUGCAUGCUCGGGAUUUUACGGUCUCUGCCCUGCAUGGGGACAUGGACCAAAAAGAGCGGGAUGUGAUCAUGAGGGAGUUUAGAUCAGGAUCUAGCAGAGUACUGAUCACUACAGAUUUGUUGGCUCGUGGCAUUGAUGUGCAGCAGGUGUCUCUGGUCAUAAACUAUGAUCUUCCCACAAAUAGGGAAAACUAUAUCCACAGGAUUGGUCGAGGUGGUCGUUUUGGCAGGAAGGGAGUUGCUAUAAACUUCGUCACAGAGGAGGACAAGAGGAUUCUUCGAGAUAUCGAGACCUUUUACAAUACGACUGUUGAGGAAAUGCCCAUGAAUGUAGCUGAUCUGAUUUGAAUCCUAGGAUACUUUGUGCAGUGCUCGCUGUUGCUGAAUAAACGCGUGCAUUUUGCUUUUAUUGGGAGAAUUCUGAAUCUUGUCUUGAUGCUAAAAGCAGAUCAGACUACAGGUACUAGUGGGGUGACGUGUGUGAGGACAGUUGCAGAUUCGUGUCAGUUUUGACUUGGGAUACAAAGACAUGAAUUCCUUAAACUUUAUCAGACAUUUUCUUCCUAGUUCAAUAAAAAUGAGUGUAGAUAUUCUCUACCAUUUAAUAAUUUACUUAUGGACUAAAAGAUAUAAGUGCUGUAUUAAGUCUGCCAAUUAUGUUAAACUAACAUACUUACAGUUAUUCUUGGGUCAGAUGCAAUUGCCUUCCAAAUUAAAGCACUUUCUAGUUAAUUUUGUGGAAUGUAUUAUUUAUUUAAUCGUGUUUUUAUAAAAAGACUUUGGUGUGGGCCAUGCAAAAAAGCAUUUAGCGCACAAAUUGAUUUAAUUGUAUUUGACCCGCUUCAAAAUAAAGAUUAUAUGCUA
This is a messenger RNA of Brienomyrus brachyistius, 1837 nucleotides long. Its product is annotated as eukaryotic initiation factor 4A-II-like. The transcript is spliced from 11 exons. Gene Ontology annotation, biological process: cytoplasmic translational initiation. The coding region runs from base 86 to 1321 and encodes 411 amino acids. Lineage: Eukaryota; Metazoa; Chordata; Actinopteri; Osteoglossiformes; Mormyridae. The record is from RefSeq and is a predicted model, not a curated record. Gene Ontology annotation, cellular component: cytoplasmic stress granule. Gene Ontology annotation, molecular function: RNA helicase activity; translation initiation factor activity; ATP binding.